Anneissia japonica is the source of this 640-nucleotide messenger RNA. Its product is annotated as RWD domain-containing protein 4-like. Lineage: Eukaryota; Metazoa; Echinodermata; Crinoidea; Comatulida; Comatulidae. Gene Ontology annotation, molecular function: protein binding. The record is from RefSeq and is a predicted model, not a curated record. The coding region runs from base 46 to 357 and encodes 103 amino acids. The transcript is spliced from 3 exons.
AAAGCAGUUCAAGGGUGCCAUCGAGACCAUACUGUAAAUAGUCGCAUGAACUUAGCACUGUUAGUUAGUGUUAUUGCACUGGAACAAAGCUGUCUAUCGGCGGCUGAGCACCCUCGUCGAGAUGCUGCACAGGCUUUGACGAGUAUUGAAGUAGAAGAAGUAGAAGAACGAGAAGUUUUGCAAUCCAUCUACGAAGGAGAUGAAAAUUUUAAAGAGCUGAACCCAACCACAUUUCAAUAUCGGGUUGGAGACAUUGGUCAUUUUAAAUCAUUUUUAUUAGAAAUUGCCUGGGGUGAUAAUUAUCCAACAGAGUUACCUAAUAUUAACUUUGAUACAUUCUACAUUAAUCAUAUGUAAGUGAUGUACACAUAUUUCAAACUCUUUUUUCAGGAAAUUAUUUCUAUUUUUGUUGACUUUUAAAUAUGAGUUAAUCUACUAUGUAAAUUAUUACCAUGUUGUGUUAUAGGUUCACACUGUUGUUAAUUGCACAGAUAUUGGUUGAUAAGGAAAAAAUCCCUAGACCUAUAUUAAAUAGUAUUCAUCAGUCCAAAGCAAGUAAUUAAAUUCGUUUUACUAAUGAUCAUCAUAAGUAGAUUGUUAUUUUCUCUCAUUUUAUUAUUUCUUGUGCUCAACAAUUAUG